Molecule: messenger RNA, 1866 nt
Organism: Emericellopsis atlantica
Lineage: Eukaryota; Fungi; Ascomycota; Sordariomycetes; Hypocreales; Bionectriaceae
Exons: 8
Coding region: 1-1866 (621 amino acids)
Source: RefSeq, a predicted model, not a curated record
AUGGAGACGAUUGAAGAUUUAAGACGUCAACUCGAAGAGGAGCAACGCCGACGCGAAGAAGCUGAGAGUCGCGCAAACCAGAAUGAACGUCGACGAGACGAGGAACAGCAUCGACGCGAAGAAGCCGAGAAAUUGGCGAUAGAGUCGCGUCCACAAGCGCUUCAGCAAUACAUCGAGGCUUGUCAUGGGCUCGACCUUGCUGCCGAACACGACCUCUCUAUAAGCGACGCUUUCUUCUCGAAGCAUAACCUUCCCUCCCUGCAUCAGAUGGAGUACGUCAAGUCAUUGGUCAAGCCUAUCAGCAGUGAGAUCGGGCUGCGCGACUUUGAACGUGAUAUCGUGGAAAACGCAGUGGAGAAGUUGAUCGACACAGUAUCCAAGGACACACUCCUAAGGCGCCGUCUUGGCAUUCGCGGCACUGUGACUUUCGAGAGCCAUACAAACCUCGGUGCCAGUCCAGAUUCCAUCUCCGAGCCAAUAGAGCACAUGGCUGUUAGGAGCAUGGGUGCUCGUGCUACAGCAUCGGCAUCAAAGCCUUCUACGGCACCAAAGGCACGUCGCAAAGCAAAAGGAAAAGGCAAUCGAGCGGAUCAGUUCUGCAUUUACAAAACCGCAGACGGUCAAAAGAUCCCCACCAUCGUAAUUGAAUACAAGGCGCCCCAUAAGCUCAGCGUCGAUGAGGUUGUCGCGGGCCUGGAAUCAGGAAUUGAGCCAGAACGCGACGUGAUAAAUCAAGAUGGAGAAGGUUUUUCGUUCACGAGCCGACGGCUCGCAGCGGCAGUCGUGACCCAGCUCUUCUCCUACAUGAUCGGCAAAGGCAUCCAGUACGGCUAUGUUUGCACUGGACAAGUCUUCAUCUUCCUUCAUAUUUUAGAUGAUCCCUCCGUUGUCUAUUACUCGACGUGCAUACCGAAGCUGGACGUUAUGGAGGACGACGAAACAAGGCUCCAUCGCACGGCUGUUGCGCAAGUCUUUGCCUUCAUUCUCCAAGCUCUCCGGUCGAGGCCGCCUCUAGAGUCUAUUCCCACGGCUGAGCGCAAAAGCAAAAGGUCCCGCCGGUGGAAAGGCUUCAAAAGAUCGCCAAUUCGCACCCGGUCUAAGUCUACCUGUCAACAGCCAGCUUACGAUGACAAUCACACUGAUGAUGACCCUCCGUCUCCUUCACCUCAUCCGCGCAGCGGCAGAUUUGCUACAGACCCUGUGGUCGCUGAAAAUGGAGGCGAUCCGGAGGGGAGAGAACAGGAGCAGAGCUUAACACCGAAGCAGAACAUACAAGAUCGACCUUUCUGCACUCAUUCAUGUCUAAAAGGCUUGGCAUGUGGUGGGCCAAUGGACGAUUCUUGCCCUAACCGUAACUUUCACGGGCAGCAACACGUUAAAAGAUUUAUCUUUCUCCCUGGGGCGCGGGGCUCGCUUUUCAAGGUCCGACUGUCGUCUCACGGUUAUACGUUCGUUGCCAAGGGUAUGGAGACCGUUAACGAACGUUUUCUACGGCGGACGCACAUCCCGCUAGUCCGGCCAUGGCAUUACGACGGCCGUGCCGGCCGACCCAUACUUGAAUAUCCUGGUCGCCUGGACGAAGCGACAAUCGUUGACGGUGUUACCACGAUAUUCAAUGCCUUGCACAACUUGUGCGCUCUCUAUCAUGAUGCAGAGCCGCGGAAUAUCUUAUGUAAUGAGAACGGAAAACUCAUGGCGGUAGAUCUAGAAAGAGCUAAGUACCGCGGCCGUCAAGCUCUUAUCCAGAUAAGCCCGAACCGGAAGAGGAAGCGCGAUGCCCCGAAACUAGCAAAGGACGAUUUUGCACAAGAGCUCACCCAGAUCAGGGAAGCAUAUCGUCGAUCUAUCAGAUUGUUUUCGCGAUAA